Oncorhynchus kisutch (coho salmon) is the source of this 661-nucleotide messenger RNA. Its product is annotated as band 4.1-like protein 3. The record is from RefSeq and is a predicted model, not a curated record. The coding region runs from base 119 to 661 and encodes 180 amino acids. Gene Ontology annotation, cellular component: plasma membrane; cytoskeleton. Gene Ontology annotation, biological process: actomyosin structure organization. Lineage: Eukaryota; Metazoa; Chordata; Actinopteri; Salmoniformes; Salmonidae. The transcript is spliced from 6 exons.
CUGAUGCUGUAGCAGGAUCACAAUCAAGAAGAAGCAACCGCAACUAAACUACAACCACGGAUAUUUUGCUCACGCAGUACCGAACGGACAGAGAAGGCACCACACCGUGUGAUUGACCAUGAUGACUGAAUCAGGAGCGGACUCUGAGCCCAAGCAGCAGAAGGAGAAAGAAGGGAAGGCAGUUGAACACUUCCCAGCUGCCACUGGACACAGUACACCAACCAGAAAUAACCAGUUUGAUGACUUUUCAUCUACCAGAUCAUCGACCAGUCGCCUGUCAAUCAAGUCUCCACUGAGGGGAGUCAAGAAGCUGAAGAACAUGCAGUGUAAAAUCACCCUGCUAGAUGGCUCCGACUACACCACGACGGUGGACAAACAAGCCAGAGGCCAGCUGCUGUUUGCCAAGGUGUGUGACCAUCUGAACCUGCUGGAGACGGACUACUUCGGCAUGACGUACCGUGACGUGGAGAACCAGAAGAACUGGCUGGACCCUAACAAGGACCUGAAGAAGCAGAUAAGGAGUGGCCCUUGGAACUUUGCCUUCAACGUCAAGUUCUACCCUCCAGACCCUGCCCAGCUCUCUGAGGACAUCAGCAGGUCAGCUGGAUGGACUGACUCUAUGGUCAAUACCCCUGGGCACUUUGUGUUUCUUUUACUCUGA